Messenger RNA from Aphanomyces astaci, 1050 nucleotides. RefSeq lists its product as hypothetical. Bases 58 to 978 code for a protein of 306 amino acids. Gene Ontology annotation, cellular component: COPII vesicle coat; nuclear pore outer ring. Gene Ontology annotation, molecular function: structural molecule activity; protein binding. The record is from RefSeq and is a predicted model, not a curated record. Lineage: Eukaryota; Oomycota; Saprolegniomycetes; Saprolegniales; Verrucalvaceae. Gene Ontology annotation, biological process: protein import into nucleus; COPII-coated vesicle budding. The transcript has 5 exons.
AUCGAUUCUUGGGUGGUAAGUCAGUCUCCAUCCCCGCCGCACCGUGCAAUAUCCACCAUGGCGACCCCUGUGCUAACCAUCGACACGCAGCAUGACGACAUGAUUCAUGAUGCCCAACUGGACUACUACGGCAAGCGCCUCGCGACAUGUUCGUCGGAUCGGACCGUCAAGGUGUACGACGUGACCCAUGACUCCCAACAUAGCAACGAGCAAGUGCUCACUGGGCACGAAGGGCCCGUGUGGCAAGUGAGUUGGGCGCAUCCCAAAUUUGGCACGCUCUUGGCAUCUUGCUCGUACGACGGCAAGGUCAUCAUCUACAAAGAAGCGCAGCUGGGAAAGUGGUCUCAAGUCCACGUGCAUUCGUUCCACCAAGCGUCGGUCAACUCGAUCGCGUGGGCUCCUUACGAGUACGGGUUGACCCUUGCGUGUGCUUCGGCCGAUGGCAAGGUGUCCAUCUUGACGCAUACGGCCGCGGAAGGGUGGACCACGGGGUUCUUUCAAGACAGCACGCUCGGGUGCAACGCCGUGAGUUGGGCUCCGUUCCACAGCUCGGGUCGCCAAGGCAAGCGCGUGGUCACGGCGUCCUGCGACAACUCGGUCAAGGUGUGGUUCCUCGCUGAUGGCGCGUCCGACUGGGUCAAGGAAGACCUGGCCCAGUCGGGGCCGCAUCAUGGCGACUGGGUGCGCGACGUCGCGUGGGCGCCGUCGACGGGCGCGCCGAUCAACAUCGUCGCGAGUGCGUCGGAGGACCGCACCGUGGCCAUCUGGACGCAGCUGAACGACGAGCGGUGGACGAAGGAGGUGCUGCACACAUUCGAAGCGCCCGUGUGGCGCGUGAGCUGGUCCAUCACGGGCAACGUCCUCGCCGUCUCGAGCGGCGACCACAAAGUCACUCUGUGGAAGGAAUCCCUCGACAAGAAGUGGGUCCAGAUCUCGUCCGUGGAUGAAGUCGGCGCGUUGCACCAAGCCAAGGACUAACCACGUUAUAACUCUAAAACAACGGCCGUCGCAUUGUGCAGUGUUUCGUGUAGAAGUACUAGUAUAUGACGC